This is a messenger RNA of Dioscorea cayenensis subsp. rotundata (Guinea yam), 1109 nucleotides long. Its product is annotated as heme-binding-like protein At3g10130, chloroplastic. NCBI's taxonomy places the organism in Eukaryota, Viridiplantae, Streptophyta, Magnoliopsida, Dioscoreales, Dioscoreaceae. The coding region runs from base 54 to 941 and encodes 295 amino acids. The transcript is spliced from 8 exons. The record is from RefSeq and is a predicted model, not a curated record.
AGCUAAUCAAAUAAAUUAUAAAACUUAAUAGCAAAAAAAAAAAAGAAGGAAAAAUGGCACUACUCUUGAACUCGAGUUGCUUCUUCGCGAAACCUUCGAUUUUUGAAUCCAAAGGGCACCGGAAUCCAACGGCGGUCUUCGCGUCAGCGGCGGAGAGAGGUGGCGUUGCUUCCCGGAGGAAUCAAUCAGGAUUGGAGACUCGCAUCUCCCUUGUUAUGGCACUGGUUUCUCAGACCUCUUCGCUCUCUCGGCGAUUGUUGAGUGAAUUGGCAGCAGAGACUGCGAAAUAUGCAUUUCCGAAGAGAUUUGAAGCUCGAAAUCUGGAGGAGGCGUUCAUGGCUGUUCCCGAUCUGGAAACAAUCAAAUUUCGCGUUUUGAAGCGAACCGAGCAAUACGAGAUCAGAGAAACCGAGCCUUACUUUGUAGCUGAGACAACAAUGCCUGGAAAGAGUGGAUUUGAUUUCAAUGGUGCAUCUCAGUCAUUCAAUGUUUUGGCUGCUUACCUAUUUGGUAAGAAUACUGGUAGUGAAAAAAUGGAAAUGACAACACCUGUGGUUACUCGAAAGGUUCAGUCUGAUGGAGAGAAAAUGGAAAUGACAACACCUGUGAUAACAAAACAAUCUGAUGAUCAAGGUAGCUGGCAAAUGUCAUUUGUCAUGCCUUCCAAAUAUGGUGCUAAUCUGCCAUUACCAAAAGACUCCUCCGUAAGAAUCAAGGAAGUGCCUCGAAAAAUUGUUGCAGUAACAGCCUUCUCAGGUUUAGUUACAGAUCAUGAUGUAAAGAUCAGAGAAGCCAAAUUACAUGAAGCUAUCAAGAACGACACGCAAUUUCAACUGAAAGAAGGUGCGCUAGUAGAAAUUGCACAGUUCAAUCCACCCUUUACCCUUCCAUUUACUCGCCGGAAUGAAAUCGCACUCGAAGUUGAGAGGAAAAUCAAAUAGAUACUUCUACAGAGCAUGUAUCUGCUUGUAUAUCUCUGUAUAUAUUACCGAAUAAAAUCAUUCGGGUCUUGUGAUGGCCAAGCAAAGUGUAUCAUCAACAUGAAUGUUGUAAAUUGACUCACACAUGAUUUUACUGAGAAAUAAAGUUAAUGCUGUCUUCACUAUCAA